UUUUUUAAAGUACUGAUUUGGAAAUUUCAUUUUUAAAAUUCUUCCCCUCGCCCAGUUUCUUCGAGUCCUCGCAGUGAAGCCAAAUCCAAUAAGGCGGCAAAACGAAGAAGGGAAGAAAGUUUUCCUCUCUUUUCAAAUGGAAUACAGUUUCAAUGGCCGCCAUUCUUUCUGACAAUUCGCCGAGUUUCGUUUGUGUUAAAUCGUGAAACCCUAACUUUCCUUCCUAUUUCAAGGUUGUAUUUUAAGUUCAGAGAAGUGAGGGCUUUGGUGCUCGGCGAUGGAGGAGCCGGGACAGCUUAAACGUGCCUUAAUUGAUUCAACUGCUGGGGCGGUUGCCGGUGCCAUCUCACGCACAGUUACUUCCCCUCUCGAUGUUAUUAAGAUCCGAUUCCAGGUUCAAUUGGAGCCCACAACUUCAUGGGCUUUGCUGAGUGAAAAUAUGUAUGCAGCAUCAAAAUAUACUGGAAUGCUUCAAGCAACAAAGGAUAUAUUUAGAGAGGAAGGUUUGCCGGGUUUCUGGCGUGGGAAUGUCCCUGCUUUACUUAUGGUUAUGCCAUACACUGCCAUACAAUUUACAGUGCUACACAAACUAAAAACACUUGCAGCGGGCUCUUCUAAAGCAGAAAAUCACAUCAAUUUGAGUCCUUACUUGUCCUAUCUGAGUGGAGCAUUAGCUGGGUGUGCAGCUACUAUUGGAUCUUAUCCAUUUGAUCUCGUACGGACAAUAUUAGCUUCACAAGGAGAACCUAAGGUGUAUCCAACCAUGAGGUCUGCAUUUGUUGAUAUUGUCAGAACCCGUGGCUUCAGAGGAUUGUAUGCUGGAUUGUCACCAACUCUGGUUGAGAUUGCUCCUUAUGCUGGUCUACAAUUUGGCACCUAUGACACAUUUAAGCGCUGGACUAGGGCCUGGAACCGGAGCAGAUCUUCUAGCACAAGCUCCGCUAGUAUAGAUGACACUCCUUCAAGCUUUCAGCUUUUUCUCUGUGGGAUAGCGUCUGGGACAUGUGCUAAACUUGUCUGUCAUCCACUUGACGUCGUCAAAAAGCGAUUCCAGAUUGAGGGAUUGCAGAGGCAUCCAAAAUAUGGUGCUAGAGUCGAAAAUCGUGCUUAUAAAAAUAUGUUUGAUGCAUUACGUCAAAUAUUGCGGUCAGAGGGUUGGGCUGGUCUUUACAAGGGAAUUGUUCCAUCAACUGUCAAAGCUGCACCUGCAGGAGCUGUAACAUUUGUGGCUUAUGAAUUUGCAUCGGAUUGGUUAGAGUCUAUUUUGACUUGAUUCUAACUUUAUUUUUCGGUUCAACUGUUUGUAUUAGUCUCAUUCUUUCUCAGUCAAUCUUAAAAGGCCCUCUCGUAGGAAAGAGGGAGAAUCGUGUUACAUUCUUUUUCAGUUUACAGGCCAUUAGCUUUACAGUGGUAGAGUCUACAAUAUUUGAGGUUAAAAGUGAAUACCUAGAGAAAAGCUGAUUACUAGUGAUAUGUACUUCAUAUGGGGUUUAUAGCGGAAUUAUAUUACAUUUGAUAAAUCUACCAAAUUAAUUAAUAAAAAUGUUUGGUGCCAUUUUUCC
Molecule: messenger RNA, 1562 nt
Organism: Mangifera indica (mango)
Lineage: Eukaryota; Viridiplantae; Streptophyta; Magnoliopsida; Sapindales; Anacardiaceae
Product: mitochondrial thiamine diphosphate carrier 2-like
Exons: 8
Coding region: 278-1273 (331 amino acids)
Biological process (GO): thiamine pyrophosphate transmembrane transport
Cellular component (GO): mitochondrial inner membrane
Molecular function (GO): thiamine transmembrane transporter activity
Source: RefSeq, a predicted model, not a curated record